GUUGCAACUUACAGUACAGUACGUCACUCCUCCAAUUUCACCACGUCUUGGCGUUUUCCUGAACUGUUCGCAGCUCUUCGUUCGGUCAAAGAACAUGGACAGCCUCCAGGAAUUUGAAAAAGCGCUGGCCGCUGAAAAGGCGGAGCGACAUCGCAACGUGCGGGAAAAGGACGAAAGCGGCGAGCGGAAACACAGACAUCGCCAGCACCGCGAGCGAUCUUCAGAACGCGAGCGCGACAGCGACAGGCACAGACGUCGAGAUGGCGACCGAGAGAGACACAAGCGCAAGGACGAUGUUCAUAGAGAUGAGCGCAGCCAUCAUCGGUCCCGAAGGGAGGACUUAGAUGAGGAUAAACACCGUCACAAGCGCUCCCGGCAUUCUCGAGACGACGAAGAACGGGAUGAGGAAUCGAGCCAUCGCCAUAGGCAUCGGCAUAGAUCGAGGGAGCGGUCAGGCGAGCGGCGCGACAGUAUGCUUGAGGGGCGCGCGACGAAGGAUACGAAAGACUUAAAGCAGUCCGACCCGAAGGAGGACCUUCCGCUCCCGGACGAAGAGAGAACGCCGGCCGACGACACGCCGCUUGUUCGUGACUCUUGGAUGACGGCGCCUUCUGCUUUAGACGUGGACUAUAUCCAUAGGGGAGUAAAGAGGAAGAGCCCUUCGCCCGUGAGGGAGGAGCCGCGUAGGGUAUUGCAUAAACGGGAAUUGAACACGGGGCUGCACGAAGCACAAGAGCGCGUCCAGGCACCGACUAAGCGAGAGGUCACCUAUACUUUCGGUGAUGAAGGCUCGCAAUGGAGAAUGACCAAACUCAAGGCGGUUUACACCAUUGCGGAGCAGUCUGGACGUCCCGUUGACGAAGUUGCGGAAGAGAGGUAUGGCAGUUUGCAGGAGUUUGACGAGGCCAGGGAGGAGAAGAUGGAGCUGGACCGGCGGAGAGUUUACGGUGAGGGAUACUUUGGCAAGGAGAAGCCAGACGGGUCGCUCUACGCAGAGAGGAUGGCCAAGACAAGACCCGAACCCGCGCGUUCUCCAUCUCCACAGCCUGAGCAGGGCAUCGUGGUUGAGGACGCGAUUCAGAAGGCUCCACCGAUGGACCAGUCGACACUCAACCGAAUGCGUGCAAAUCUAAUGAGGGCGAAGCUACGCAAUGCCCCUGAAUCCGCGAAGCUCGAGGCCGAGUACAACGCAGCCAUGGCCGCCUUCAGCGCAGGCUCUGUAUCCAACAACGCCGUCGUACUCGAUGCCUCGCACAACCGGAUGCUUGCCGGUCCACGCGGCGAGGUCAAGUCCAUCACCACCAAACGCGGCGUCGAGCGCGGCCAAGUAGAAGCCAACGAGGACAUGUCCAUCGAAGACAUGCUCCGCGAAGAGCGGCGGACCCGUGGCCAGCCGGGAGGGGAAGGUCUGCGCCUCGCCGAGCGCAUUGCCAAAGACGCCCGCUUUGACAACGACUUGGAAUACCUGGACGAGAACGCCGAGAAGCUGGCCAAGCGCGUCCACAAAACCGACUCCUCGCUCAAGAACAUGGCGGUGGCCGAGUACAAGAAGCUCAACCGCAUCCUCGACACCUGCCCGCUCUGCUACAAGGAGGACCGCGCCCCGCCGCAGAACCUGCCGCUCGCCCCCGUCAUCUCACUCGCGACCCGCACUUACCUGACGCUCCCCACGGCGCCGGAGCUGACCGGGGCCGAAGGCGGCGCCGUGAUCGUGCCCCUCAGCCACCGGACGAACCUGCUAGAAUGCGACGACGACGAGUGGGAGGAGGUGCGCAACUUCAUGAAGAGCCUGACGCACCUGUACCACGACCAGGGGCGCGAGGUUCUCUUCUAUGAGAACGCGGCCGCACCCCAGCGCAGGCUGCACGCCGCGCUGGUGGCGGUGCCCAUCCCCUACGACCUGGGCGACACCGCGCCGGCCUUCUUCCGGGAGGCCAUGCUCUCUGCCGACGAGGAGUGGGCGCAGCACAAGAAGGUCAUCGACACGGGCAAGAAGGCGAGGGAAGGGCUGGGCAAGCUGGCGUUCAGGCGGAGCCUGGCCAAGGAGAUGCCGUAUUUCCAUGUCUGGUUUAAUCUUGAUGGGGGCUUGGGCCAUGUAGUGGAGGAUGCGGACCGCUGGCCGAAGGGGGAUCUUUUCGCACGGGAGAUCAUUGGGGGCAUGUUGGAUACCGAGCCGGAUGUGAUCAAGCGUCAGGGACGGUGGACGAGGAACGAUGAGCGGGCGGAGGAGUUUAAGAAGAGGUGGCGGAAGUUCGACUGGACGAGGGUGCUCACUGAGGGCGGGUAGUGUAGUAUCAUAAUGAUAUAAUCAUCAACAGUGGAUGUGUUUGAGCAGCUAAGUUGGAGCAACAAGUCGAAGCGACAAUCACGGUCAAUUUCUCC
Molecule: messenger RNA, 2382 nt
Organism: Chaetomium strumarium
Lineage: Eukaryota; Fungi; Ascomycota; Sordariomycetes; Sordariales; Chaetomiaceae
Product: CwfJ C-terminus 2-domain-containing protein-like protein
Exons: 1
Coding region: 95-2287 (730 amino acids)
Biological process (GO): mRNA splicing, via spliceosome
Cellular component (GO): post-mRNA release spliceosomal complex
Source: RefSeq, a predicted model, not a curated record